GUGGGCAAAAUAGAGAGUGUUGGCAACACUCCCGUCAAAAUUCAUUUUUCUGAUCUAAACGUCAUUCAACCAUCAGUUGUAAAAAAAAGACGAAAUGGCGUCAAUGUUUCGUUCUGCUGUUCUGGCCGAGGGAUUAAUCAGAAAAUCAUCACCACGGAUUUUGGCAGCAGCCGUUCCAAGCCGUAAUCUCAAUGUACAGGAGCACAUUUCGUACACAUUAUUGAACAGUGCUGAUAUCCCGACACCAAAGUUUGGUGUGGCUACCAGCGGGGCUGAAGCUAAACGCAUCGCUGAUGAUUUGAAGACGGACAAUAUUGUAUUAAAGGCUCAAGUAUUAGCUGGUGGACGAGGUAAAGGUGCCUUCAAAAAUGGCCUCAAAGGCGGCGUUCGAUUGGUGUACUCGUCAGAGGAGGCCGAAAACAUUGCCGGCAAAAUGAUCAAUCAAGUAUUGGUGACCAAGCAAACGGGAGCUGCUGGUCGAAUGUGCAAUAAGGUUAUGGUCGCUGAGCGAAAGUUUCCCCGGCGAGAAUUCUAUUUUGCUGUGAUGAUGGAGCGUGCGUUUAAUGGACCGGUAUUGAUUGCAUCGUCACAAGGUGGUGUUAACAUUGAAGAAGUGGCUGUAGAAAAUCCAGAUGCCAUUUUAUACGAACCGAUUGACAUUGCUGAAGGACUGAAACCGGAACAAGCGCGAAAAAUCGCCGAAAAAGUCGGUCUCGGCAAUGUUGCCGAUCAAAUCAGCAAAACCCUCAUCAACAUGUACGAUCUGUUCAUCAAGAAGGAUGCCACUCUCAUCGAAAUCAAUCCAUAUGCCGAAGACGCUUUCGAUACAUCCAAAUAUUUUGCUCUCGAUGCCAAAUUCCGUUUCGAUGACACGGCCGAGUUCCGUCAAAAGGAAUUGUUUGAAAUGCGCGACUACAGCCAAGAGGAUCCGAAAGAGGUGGCCGCUGCCAAAUUCGAUCUGAACUACAUUGCACUGGACGGUCGCAUCGGUUGUUUGGUCAAUGGGGCUGGUUUGGCAAUGGCAACGAUGGACAUCAUCAAAUUGCACGGUGGCGAUCCAGCCAAUUUCUUGGACGUCGGUGGCGGUGCCACAACCGAAGCGAUCAAAGAGGCGUUCAAAAUCAUUACGGCCGAUCCGAAAGUGCACUCAAUUUUGGUGAACAUUUUCGGUGGUAUUAUGCGAUGCGAUGUCAUCGCUGAGGGUAUCAUUGCCGCCACGAAGGAACUCAAUCUGAAAACGCCAAUCGUCGUACGUUUAUUGGGCACAAAGGUCGAAGAGGCCAAGCAAAUCAUCAAGGACUCCAAAUUGCGUAUUUUACCCAGAGACGAUCUGGAUGAGGCUGCCAAUUUGGCAGUUUAUCUGGCCGAUAUUGUUCAUUUGGCACGUGAGGCGAAAUUGGAUGUCAAUUUUGAAAUUCCAGAAUAUCAUCAUGAUUAAGAUGGGCUGCCCCCGCUGUCCCGUUUACCUCAUACUUUCUAAUUUAUUUUUCCUUCGCAAUUUUUUUUUUUCGAAACUCAGUUGGAGCAUUAAUGUAUCGUUCCUAUAAAUCUAAUUUGUUUGAUGUACCGAUGCGCAUGUAAUUUAUUCAAGAAAAGAAUUCCCCUUACCUGCCCGUGUCCAAAUGCCCAGUUUCAUUCUCAUCCUUAAACCACCCCCUAGAAUGUAGAUAGACCGUUUGACUCUUCCAUAUGAUCGAUUUACGACCGAGCCAUCGAUGAAGACACCAUACGCUUUCUUAAAUGCACCGUUGCUGAUAAACAGCUACCAUUGUCAUCGAUGUCUAUUGUUGUCUUUUUUUUAAAAGAGCCGUGCAGUGCAGACAUUCACAACAUAUUGUUAGAAUAAAACGAUUUUUUUUGAAAUUAUUGAUGUUAUUACAAAAAAACGAAUCAAACGAUGAAAUACACGUUGAAACGAA
Messenger RNA from Bradysia coprophila, 1919 nucleotides. RefSeq names its product Succinyl-coenzyme A synthetase beta subunit, ADP-forming (gene ScsbetaA). Gene Ontology annotation, biological process: tricarboxylic acid cycle; succinyl-CoA metabolic process. The record is from RefSeq and is a predicted model, not a curated record. NCBI's taxonomy places the organism in Eukaryota, Metazoa, Arthropoda, Insecta, Diptera, Sciaridae. Gene Ontology annotation, cellular component: succinate-CoA ligase complex; mitochondrion. Gene Ontology annotation, molecular function: metal ion binding; succinate-CoA ligase (ADP-forming) activity; ATP binding.